AUGAUGGCAGUUGCCUUCGUGCUGUGCAACAUGGACAAGGUCAACAUGUCAGUCGCAGUGAUUCCCAUGGCCCGCGACCUCGGGUGGAGCGCCACGGACCGCGGGCUGGUGUCGAGCAGCUUCUUCUGGGGCUACUCGCUGACUCAGGUCCCUGCGGGCUGGAUAUCAACCAGGAUCGGCGGCGCCAAGGUGCUCAUGGCGGGCGUCGCGCUGUGGUCCUUUGGCACGCUCAUCGCGCCGCCCGCGGCCCACCUGGGCCUGUGGGCGCUCUGCGCGUCGCGAGUGCUGGUCGGCCUGGGCGAGGGCUUCGCGCCCAGCGCGGCCACCAGCGUGCUGGCCAGGCAGGUCCCCUCGACCGAGCGGUCGCGCGCCGUGACCACUGUCUGGGGCGGCCUGGACGUCGGCAGCGCGGUCGGGCUGCUGCUGUCGGGGCCCCUGAUCCGGUUGUACGGGUGGCCGAGCGUGUUCUACCUGUUUGCCGUGCUGGGCGGCGUCUGGUGCCUGUUCUGGCCUAUGUUCCAGCCAGAGCUGGAGGACCCGGCUGUCAAGCUCGAGCAGCUGGCGACGCGGCCCAACGGUCGCGUGCGCGUGCCGCGGGCGCCGGUUGGCGCGGAUGCGGGCAGCAGCGCGGGCGCAGCGGAGGCGAUCAUGGACGCCAGGAACGUGGCGGACAGCGUGGACGAGUUUUUGGAUGAGAACCUUCGCUCGAGUCCGUACAGUCGGCAAGCUGAGACCAGAAGCAGCAGUCAGCAGCAGCCAGGCAUCAGCCAGCAGCAGCAGCAGCAGCAGAAAUUGCAGCGGCAGCAGCAGGAAGCGCAGCGGCGGGAAACAGAGCAGCGGGAAAAGAAGGCGGGUCCGGAGGCUGUCCCAUGGGGCGCGUUCAUGACGUCAGCGCCGGUCUGGGCUGUCACGGUGGCGCACUUCUGCUUCAACUGGGGCUACUACACCCUCCUGGCGUGGCUGCCCUCAUAUUUUGAGCUGGCCCUGGGGCUGAACGUGCAGGAGUCCUCCUUCCUGACUCUCAUCCCGUACGUCGCCAUGGUCGCGAUGACGCCUGUGGUGGGGCCGGUGGCCGACGGCCUCAUCAAGCGCGGCUGGGACCUGACGUCGGUGCGCAAGCUCGCCCAGGGCCUGGCGUUUGUGGGCCCGGCCGUGUGCAUGGUCGCCUGCGCGGCGCUGACGCCGGCGGCGCCCCUGGCGGUCGGCAGCGCGCAGACGGCGCUGCUGGUGGGGCUGCUGUCGCUGGGCUUUGCGCUGGGCGCGUGGAGCCGCGCGGGGCUCUACUGCAACCACCAGGACCUGUCCCCAAAGUACGCGAGCGCCCUGCUGGGCAUCACCAACACCGCGGGCGCGCUGCCCGGCGUCCUGGGCGUCACCAGCGCGGGUUACCUCCUCGACGCCACCGGCAGCUGGGCCCUCGCCCUUUUUUUCCCCACCGCCGCCUGCCAGCUGUUCGGCGCCGUGUUUUACAGCAUCUUUGCAAGCAGCGAGCGCCAGCCCUGGAGCUGA
This is a messenger RNA of Monoraphidium neglectum, 1509 nucleotides long. RefSeq names its product putative anion transporter 6. Gene Ontology annotation, molecular function: transmembrane transporter activity. Gene Ontology annotation, biological process: transmembrane transport. Lineage: Eukaryota; Viridiplantae; Chlorophyta; Chlorophyceae; Sphaeropleales; Selenastraceae. The record is from RefSeq and is a predicted model, not a curated record. The transcript is spliced from 9 exons. Bases 1 to 1509 code for a protein of 502 amino acids.